Messenger RNA from Rotaria sp. Silwood1, 1194 nucleotides. The record is from the annotation of a GenBank genome assembly. Lineage: Eukaryota; Metazoa; Rotifera; Eurotatoria; Philodinida; Philodinidae.
AUGUCAGUAGUACCGUAUUUUUUUGCUGCAGUCGGUUCUAGCACUUUACGUAUUGUUGAAAUGUUUUUUUCAAUUUCUAAAGAUGCGGAACGUUACUUAAAUCAUGAAAUUGAUUUCAAAGAAGCUACAGAUGGUAUUGUUAAAUAUAUACGGGUUUAUGUGCCAUUAACAACUGCUAAACUUAUUUGUGAUACUGUCGUUCUAAGCAUGAUGAGUCAAUGGAUUUAUGAUGUACUUAUUCAUGUAAGAUGGAUAUUUAAAGGUCUUAUUAAUUAUGGAUUUGAAGCUUUUAAAAAUGCAAUAAAAUCAUCAUUAAAAUACAUAUUUACAUCACUUCAGACUUGUUCAAUUAGUCUUAUUUCAAGUCAAUUUAAACAUAUCUAUAAUAAACGUGAAAAAGUUUUGUCAUCUAUAUCUAUGACUGAUUUUUGUACGAUUUGUAAUCAUAUUUAUCUUUUGAUUAUUAGUCAAAGAAGUGGUUUUAAAAAAACUAUUCAAUUAGAACUUAUGAAAUAUUGGUUAGAAUGUAUGGGUAUCAUACGUGUAGUAGCUGAAUCAAAUAAUAUUAAUUUUGUUAAAUAUAUGAAUAAAUGUUAUUCAAAUGAAAUUUAUAUCAAUAACACAUCUUCAUCAAAUGAUGAACAAUCUUUUGAAUGGAGACGUGUAAAAGAUCCAGAUUUUAUUCAAAUCAUUACUGUUUCAUUAGAAGAUAUAUAUCAUGGAAAAGUAUGUGAUGUAAUUGUUAAACGAGAAAUUCGUGACAUAAAUAAACGAAUACCAGAAAUUGAAGAAGUAAAAUAUGAAGUUAUUAUUGAACCUGGUUGUGCCGAUGGAAAAACAUUUCGUUUUAUCGAAGCUGGUCAUAGAGAUCCAGUAAAUAUACCAGCAGAUUUAGUUGUAGAAAUUCGAACAGAACAACAUCAAUUAUAUGAACGAUCAGGUUCUGAUCUUAUUUACACAGCAAAAAUUUCUUUACAACAUGCAUUAGAUUGUCUGCCAGUGCAAAUACCAUUGAUUGAUGGAAGAAUGAAAGAGUUUUAUCCAAGUCAUAUUAUUAAUCCAAAUACAAAAGCUAUUAUUGAUGAUGCUGGUCUUCCUGAUCCAACAAAUAAUGGAAUUCGUGGUCAACUUAUUGUUAAAUUUGAUAUUGAAUUUCCUGAUUAUAAAUUAGGAAGAGAACCUGACGAAUGCUAG